AUGCAGAUGUUGGAGAUGAUGAUGAACGGCACCAUGAACAUGGACAUGAUGCGAAUGUAUUUCCACUUCUCGAGCAAUGUCCCGCACCUACUGUUCAGGACGUGGACCGUGCAGACGGACGCAGGGUUGGUGGGAGCGAUAGUAUUCAGUUUUGCACUGGGUGUCCUCUAUGAAGGAUUCAAGACAGCCAAAGACAUAAUAACAAAGAGAGCACAAACGUUUGACCUCCCACCACGUCAUCACAGCCUGUCAGAGAGUGGGAGUGAUCUACACACUUUCAUUCCACACAGGAGAGUCAAGCUGUGGCUGAUGCGAGUACUUCUGUCGGUACUGAGAACGGUGGAGAUUGGGAUGGCGUAUAUCCUCAUGCUACUGGCCAUGACCUACAACGGGUGGAUAUUUCUAAGUGUCUGUUUCGGAGCCGGAGCUGGUUUCUUUGUCUUCCUCCCUCUCCGACCGUCCUCGAGCUCAGACGACCACUGCGGAUGAUGUUAUAUCAGACACAGACACCAGUCGUUGCAUGUGUGUGCAUGUGUGGUCUUUUUAGUGCACAGAUAAAAUUUAUUCCGGUAUUAUCUACU
Messenger RNA from Geodia barretti, 581 nucleotides. The record is from the annotation of a GenBank genome assembly. NCBI's taxonomy places the organism in Eukaryota, Metazoa, Porifera, Demospongiae, Tetractinellida, Geodiidae.